GACCCCACGGCGUACGUGCGAGAAUCGUCUGUUUCGAAGGAUGUGCGGCUGGUGAAGCCCCGCCGUGGGGAUGCGGAUGCUUUCCGCUCCGUGAGUCAGGAGUCCACAAGGCUUUCGAGCCACAGUUGAAGCUGAAUGGCCGGUCUGCUGCUAUGGCUGCGGAUACUGCUCUUCGUCACAGCGGAGAAGAAAGCUUGUUAGGUGCUGGUCGUUUGUCUUCGCCUACUGGAAGACAAUUUGGUGCACCUAGGGCUACUUCUUCUGCCAACGAGAGGGCAAGAGCACAAGCAGUUAAUGCCGUAGCACAGCCUUCCGAGCCGUAUUUGCGGGUAUCAAGAGAAAUGGCAGAUGAUAGAAAGGCUUCUGCGAAGGGUUAUUUCUGUCCGUGCCACACGGACCCUGAGAUGUAUCACAGCACAUCUCAUGCAGACUAUAAGGCGUAUCCUUCUGAUGCACUACCCCGCCCUCAAUUGAAGCCUUUGGAGAGGAAGGUGGUUUUUGAGAAUCGUGACUUUAUGAGUGAGUAUAAAAAGAACUUUCUUGGUCGAGUGCCUCAGUAUUUGCCAAUUCCGGCAGCGGCUCCAGCUGUUAAGGUGCGCCAUGUGGAUCCAUCCACAUAUACUACGACAUGUAGAGCUGCAUAUACGGACCCCCGGGGGCAACAUUAA
Trypanosoma conorhini is the source of this 668-nucleotide messenger RNA. RefSeq names its product microtubule-associated protein. The record is from RefSeq and is a predicted model, not a curated record. The transcript has a single exon. Lineage: Eukaryota; Euglenozoa; Kinetoplastea; Trypanosomatida; Trypanosomatidae. The annotation marks the transcript as partial. Gene Ontology annotation, molecular function: microtubule binding.